Messenger RNA from Solanum dulcamara, 911 nucleotides. RefSeq lists its product as uncharacterized. The record is from RefSeq and is a predicted model, not a curated record. NCBI's taxonomy places the organism in Eukaryota, Viridiplantae, Streptophyta, Magnoliopsida, Solanales, Solanaceae. The coding region runs from base 1 to 894 and encodes 297 amino acids. The transcript has 5 exons.
AUGAGAAAUCUAUUUGUAGUAAUAAAGCCAAUAUUGCAUGGUUUAAUGAAAGUAAUUGGGAUGACAUCCCAGUUAGUGGAAGUAGAGCCUGGAACUACCUUACAUUUUUGGAUUCCAACCAUCAAUUCAACCAAGCCUGCAGUUGUAUUUCUUCAUGGAUUUGUUGCCAAUGGAAUCAUGACUUGGCUUUUUCAAAUGAUCUCCUUAAGAACUUCUUUUGCUGUCUACGUCCCUGAUUUACUUUUCUUCGGAGACUCCUUCACCGAUCAUCCUCAACGCUCAACGACUUCCCACGCUCAUUGUUUAGCAAAAGGUUUGAAGAAACUCGGAGUUGAAAAGUUUUCUCUAGUGGGAUUCAGUUAUGGAGGAAUAGUUGGGUUCAAGCUGGCCCAAUUGUAUCCUCACAGUCACAUGGUUGAAUCUAUGGUUAUGUCAAGCACAGUUAUAGAGAUGACUGAAUCUAUUAGCAAUGCUUCUUUGAAGAACAUUGGGUUCACAAAUUGGCCUGAUUUUCUUUUGCCCAAAACCAUCACUGAUCUCAAAAUGCUUUUAUCAAUUGGCAGUCAUAAGUUUCCUUGGUUCCCUCAUUUUUUCUUCAGAGAUUUUCUUGAGGUUAUGUUUGGUAACAGAAAGGAGAAAAUAGAACUUCUUGAAGCCUUUGUAAUCAGUGAUAAAGACGCUACUACCCCUAAAUACUCACAGAGGAUUUACCUUUUAUAUGGAGAUGACGAUAAGAUCUUUAAUCAAAUAAUUUCAGAUACCACGAAAGCAAAAUUGGGAGAAAAUACGACUGUGGAAUACAUAAAAAGAGCAGGACAUCUUGUUCAAUUGGAGCGGCCUUGCACAUACAAUUGUUAUCUCAAGAAAUAUCUUUCAUGCAGUACUAGAAUAUAAGGAAAUAGCAGUGGAUA